Phanerochaete carnosa HHB-10118-sp is the source of this 648-nucleotide messenger RNA. RefSeq lists its product as uncharacterized. The record is from RefSeq and is a predicted model, not a curated record. Lineage: Eukaryota; Fungi; Basidiomycota; Agaricomycetes; Polyporales; Phanerochaetaceae. Bases 1 to 648 code for a protein of 215 amino acids. The transcript is spliced from 4 exons.
AUGUCCGCCGGCGCGAUUAACACGUCGAACGAACUUAAUGCUCACGAAGUUCGUAUUACUUCUCACGGGAAGAUGAACGUCUGGGUAGACUUCGCGUUGAAGUUCUUCGAAGAGAACCCGGACAAGCCACUAACUCUACAUACACUCCCUGUCCCGUCGCAAUCCGCCGCGCGCGAGCGGGACGCGGUGUCGUGUUCACCCGCGUCCGCAUCCACACCUGCGGCCGCAGAAAACAAGCUAGAAAAGAUGCAUCCGUCCAUGGCACUCAUACCGCGCCUCAUCUCGGUCGUUGAGGUCAUCAAGCGCGAGUACGUCAAACUGCUAGACCCUGUGCUCGCCGAAAAAGACCAGCUCUCGGGGCUGUAUCAGUACAAUGAGCUCGGCGAGCUCGACCUAUCUCAUGGCAAAGAGGUAGACCCGGAGGAAAGCAGAAGGAAGGAGCUAGUGACGAUGUUGCAGGGGAAGAACCAUCUCAAGAUUAAGAAGGUAGCGUAUAUGAAGGUCACGCUAAGCAGGAAAGAGCUAUCGCACGCACUCAGGAGGCCUCAUACGUACCAGAAACCGGUUAUUCGUAAGCUUUCCAAGUCGACUCGAAGUCGUGCCAAGAGGCGGAUGGCAAAGGAAGCUGACGCCCCAAGCAAAUCAUAA